Armigeres subalbatus is the source of this 702-nucleotide messenger RNA. RefSeq lists its product as uncharacterized. The record is from RefSeq and is a predicted model, not a curated record. Lineage: Eukaryota; Metazoa; Arthropoda; Insecta; Diptera; Culicidae. Gene Ontology annotation, molecular function: nucleic acid binding. The transcript has a single exon. Bases 1 to 702 code for a protein of 233 amino acids. Gene Ontology annotation, biological process: DNA integration.
AUGAUCUUCCGUUUAUUCGGAGUUCCCGAAAUAAUCUUGACGGACAAUGGCUCUCAGUUUAUUUCCAAAGAGUUCAAAAAACUGCUUGAGGAUAAUCACGUUUCUCACUGGUUAACGCCUGCGUAUCACCCGCAGGUGAACAAUACUGAAAGAGUAAACCGGGUGAUUGUGACAGCGAUACGCGCAACACUGAAAAAGUCUCAUAACCAUUGGGCAGAUGAUAUCCAACAGAUAGCGGAUGCUAUCAGAACUUCUGUUCAUGAAUCAACCAAGUACACGCCAUAUUUCGUUGUAUUCGGUCGACAAAAAGUCUCCGAUGGUAGGGAGUAUUCCAGAAUCCGCGACAACCAUGUACCUCCGAUCGAGAAUGGACAGCAAACUGAAGUGAAGCGAAAGCAAUUGUUCGAGGAGAUCAAGCUGAACCUAAAAACGGCCUAUGCAAAGCACGCAAAGAGUUAUAACCUUAGGUCGAACGCGCAGUGUCCCGCCUACAAGGUCGGCGAAACGGUUUUAAAGCAGACCUUUGAUCAGUCGGAUAAAGGGAAGGGCUUUUGUAAAAAGUUGGCUCCCAAAUACGAGCCAGCGAAAGUGCGCAAAAUCUUGGGAUCGAACACUUACGAACUAGAAGAUCUGUCUGGGAAACGAAUCGGCGUUUUCUUCGCCAAUAAACUUAAGCGAAUGCAUGGGCUGAUAACCCAGUAA